Molecule: messenger RNA, 728 nt
Organism: Cebus imitator (Panamanian white-faced capuchin)
Lineage: Eukaryota; Metazoa; Chordata; Mammalia; Primates; Cebidae
Gene: ZNF396
Product: zinc finger protein 396
Exons: 2
Source: RefSeq, a predicted model, not a curated record
GAGAGCUCCACCUCCUGGAGGAUUAAAGCCUAACAGUACUGAGCUAUUUGCCUGUCAAAAUGUCUACAAAAUUGGGAAAGUCAUCAUCACUCCUAACACAAACUUCAGAAGAAUGUGAUGGGAUUCUGACAGUGAAGAUGGAAGAGGAAAAGCAGACCUGUGAUCUGGACUCUAUCCUCCACUGGAGCAGCAGCUACAGCCCAGAGACCUUCUGCCAGUAGUUCAGGCAGUUUAGCUACCAGGAUUUACUUGGGCUCCGGGAGGCUCUUAGGCGGCUCUGGGAACUUUGUCAUCUCUGGCUGAGGCCAGAGAUGCACACCAAAGAGCAGAUCCUGGAGCUGCUGGUGCUAGAGCAGUUUCUGGCCAUCCUUCCAAAAGAACUGCAGGCCUGAGUGCAGAACCAUCAUCCAGAGAAUGGAGAGGAAGCUGUGACUAUGCUGGAGGAUGUGGAAAGAGAGCUUGAUGGACCAGAGCAGAUAAGAAGGAUGCCUGUCUUUUAUGGACAAAGGAAGGACAUGAUUGCAGAGAAGCUAGCACCUUCAGAAAUCACUGAGGAAUUGCCAAGUAGCCAGCUCAUGCCUGUGAAGAAGUAGCUCCAGGGAGCAUCAUGGAAGCUUCAGUCCUUAAGACCACAUGGUGAGGGGGCAGAAUUCAGUUCAUGGUGGAAGGUGUGGGGGCCUUCUGCUCACCACACACAUCUCUGAUGAUUUAUGCAAGAAGCCUCAAAU